This is a messenger RNA of Linum tenue, 1841 nucleotides long. NCBI's taxonomy places the organism in Eukaryota, Viridiplantae, Streptophyta, Magnoliopsida, Malpighiales, Linaceae. The record is from the annotation of a GenBank genome assembly.
GCCAAGUUUCCAACCAUUCUAGUUCUAGACUUCUGGUCAAUGUCCUCUCCCCCACCAUUCCGAGGAAACCAAACGCGCUGCAACAAAAACGCGCAAGAACAGUAACCAUUGGGUUGAAAGUUUUCCAAUCUUUUUCCCUCGCGUCCCCGGGAAACAGAUGCAUCUGCAAUUCAUUGGUCUGCAUAUAUAGCAGGUUGUUGGGUCUCUUCUUGCGAAAAUGACCAAGCCCAAGAGUCUCUUGCAGAAUUUGAUGAAGCCCUUCAAGUUCGGUUCUAGAAAAGGCGGAGAGAAUGAAGAGGAUUUGGAGAAGAUUGCUGCUCAAGAGCAGAAGCAUUUUGCAUUUGAGACCUUAGUUUCAGCUACCAAAGAUUUCCACCCAUCAAAUAAGCUUGGUGAAGGUGGGUUUGGACCCGUCUACAAGGGAAAGCUGGAUGACGGUAGGGAGAUUGCAGUGAAGAGGUUGUCCCAUAGCUCUAGGCAAGGGAAAAACGAGUUCACUACGGAAGCAAAAUUGUUGGCUCGGGUACAACAUCGUAAUGUUGUGAGCUUGUUAGGCUAUUGUGUGCAUGAUAUGGAGAAGCUACUAGUUUAUGAGUACGUUGUAAAUGAAAGCCUCGACAAGCUUCUUUUCAGUAAGUACCUUCAUCUCUCUAGUUCAAUGUUCUUCCAUGUUGAUUCACCGUCUUCUGAGAUUGGGUCUCAUAACAUUUUCGUGGUCCAAUCGAAAUCCAAUAGUAAAGCACAUCUUGAUUGGAGGCAAAGGUUUGACAUAAUCAUGGGAAUCGCACGGGGCUUGCAGUACCUCCAUGAGGACUCGCACAAUGUCAUCAUCCAUAGAGACAUCAAAGCUAGUAACAUUUUGCUCGACGACAGAUGGGUACCUAAGAUUGCCGACUUUGGGAUGGCCCGCCUCUUCCCUGAAGAUCAAACACACAUCAACACCCGUGUAGUUGGUACCAAUGGUUAUAUGGCUCCUGAAUAUGUCAUCCACGGACGUCUAUCAGUGAAGGCUGAUGUAUACAGCUUUGGUGUUUUGGUCCUAGAGCUGAUCAGCGGGCAGAAGAAUUCAGCAUUUAUCAAUGCUGAUUAUAUCAAUCUACUGGAUUGGGCAUACAAGCUCUAUAAAGAAGGAGAGACCAUGGAGAUUAUGGACCCAACUUUAGCUACAUCAGCAGCAGCUGAACUGGUAAAGACUUGCAUACACAUAGGACUACUCUGCACACAAGGGGAACCCAACUCGAGGCCCACAAUGAGACAGAUAGUUCUUUGGCUAUGCAAGAAACCUGGCCACUUGGAAGAACCAACUAGGCCAGUAGUCCCUGGUUCACGGUACAGAAGAUCUCGCAGGCCAAGGACAGGAACAUCUUCAACUGCUGGAACAUCAUCUGGUCAUUUUGAUUCUCGUGGAUCAGAUUCGAGCACAAGCAGUAGUAAUACGAAUACAGUGACUGCCUCAGCGUCCGUAUCAGCUUCAGCUCAGUCUAGCACAAGAGUAGAUCCCUAUGGGAAACGACCUGUGUCGAGUUAAUUAUAGGAAGGGUUUAAACCAGAAAGCUGACAGGUGCAAAUUAGGAAUUAGGGGUAAAUGAUAUGGCCUAAGGAGGAGGUUAAUUAAAUUUCGUGUAAAUUCGUAUAGGGGUGAGUUGUUUCUUCCUAAUGUUUAUUUGCUUCGUUGAGUGUAUAUAGCAGAGUUUUGAUUUGAUUCUUUGAUAGGUUUGUCAUUUGUGCAGAAAGAAAUGAAGUAACUCCGUAAAAGCGUCGAGCUUAAUAAAGAUGAUAUUACUGUAGUUCUUAGAGCAUCUCCAUUGGUGCAAUGGCAUUUGCAAUUGCAUUUGUUUUUU